Durusdinium trenchii is the source of this 809-nucleotide messenger RNA. The record is from the annotation of a GenBank genome assembly. NCBI's taxonomy places the organism in Eukaryota, Dinophyceae, Suessiales, Symbiodiniaceae.
AAGCAAUGCAGUCCGUCCUGAAAGCCAAGGAUGAAAUGCAAGCAGCAAUGGAGAAAGAGCUCAGGUCACUCAAGGAAACACUCCAGCUGAAGGAUGGAGGAGUGCAGGAGACGGAGGCCAAAUCGGAAGCCCAAGUUGCAGCUGAGGAUAAGGAGGCGGCGGCGAACUGUGACGACCUCCACGAUGCAGCGCGAAGCGGCAAGACUGCCGCGGUGCGGCAUUUUCUCCGGGAAGAUCCAGGUGGUGUGAACAAGAGAGAUGAACACAAAAGCACACCGCUGUUUUUAGCAGCACACCGAGGCCACGGUGAUGUGGCCCAGUUCCUUCUUGCAGCCCAGGCCAAUGUCAAUGCUCGAAAUGAUUUCAAUAGCACCCCGCUUGAUUGGGCAGCUUCAAACGGCCACGGAGAGGUGGUGAGGAUCCUCAUCGCAGCUAAGGCCAAUAUCACUGCCGUUGACAAUCAUGGGAGGAGACCGCUGCAUAACGCAGCGAUCGGGGGACACGGUGAGGUGGUCCAGAUUCUGGUGGAGGCUGAGCCGAGCACCUCCCACGUGGAAGGCAAAGAUGGGGCAGGACAGACAGCUUUGGGCUGGGCAAAGCAGCAGGGUCAUCCGGCGGUGCAACAGAUCUUGAAAGAUGCGGGGGCUCGAAAGUGAGCAUGAUCAUCAUGUGAGUGACGGCAGGGUAUUUAUCACCCAGCACAUUGAAUGCUUGCUGGUCAGCCAUUCGUUGUUUUCGCUGAAUGCAGCUGCGUGUGACAGUCUUAGACUGGACAAUCUCGUGCUGAUUGGAAGAAAGCAAAUUCAAAA